This is a messenger RNA of Closterium sp. Naga37s-1, 606 nucleotides long. Lineage: Eukaryota; Viridiplantae; Streptophyta; Zygnematophyceae; Desmidiales; Closteriaceae. The record is from the annotation of a GenBank genome assembly.
AUGGCGGAAGGCGAAGCCCGCCACGUGGCGAUGGCUCCUCGAGAAGGCACGCAUAGCUUCGCCAAGGCGUGGAGCAGCGAGCGGCUCUCAGACGGCGAGGAGCGGUGGGAAGCGGAGGUGAGGCGGCGAGAAGGCGUGGAAUUUACGCGGGACGUGAAGCAGUGGCUGUGCGAACGGACGGACUUCGGGGAGGCAUGGAAGUGGACGCACAUCACUAUGCGCGAGGCAUUGGAAGCGAGUCAAGCAGUGCAGCCGGUGCGCUUCUACCUCAUGCCAUCACAGAGCGCCCUCUACAGCGCCUGGAGCUUCUGCAGGCUGAUGGUGGGGCAUCCGGAGAUAGUCCACGGGGGCGCCACAGCCUUCGCGUUUGAUGAGACAUUCGGGCUCUUGUUCGCCACACUGAACCUGGGCCCUGGGUUCACCGCCAACAUCAACAUCAAUUAUCGCAAGCCCCUCCCAGCUGACAUGGUGGCGUGCCUACAAGCCUCCCUUGAGAGAAGAGAAGGCCGAAAGGUGUAUCUGAAGGGAUCGUUGCGCAGUGCCCCUGAUGGAGAGAUAUUCUCCGAGGCCACUGCUCUCUUCAUUAUCCCCAGAAAACAAGAGUAG